Molecule: messenger RNA, 1230 nt
Organism: Haplochromis burtoni (Burton's mouthbrooder)
Lineage: Eukaryota; Metazoa; Chordata; Actinopteri; Cichliformes; Cichlidae
Product: glutamate receptor U1
Biological process (GO): modulation of chemical synaptic transmission; synaptic transmission, glutamatergic; monoatomic ion transport
Cellular component (GO): dendritic spine; AMPA glutamate receptor complex; plasma membrane
Molecular function (GO): transmitter-gated monoatomic ion channel activity involved in regulation of postsynaptic membrane potential; AMPA glutamate receptor activity
Source: RefSeq, a predicted model, not a curated record
GAUCAGUCCCAGUGAAUGGGCUGAGCCAGACACAGAAGAACACAGUUUCACUUUGCUGCACAGCUUCUGGUACAUUACAGGAGCUCUCACCCUGCAAGGAGCCGGUCCUCACCCCAAGGCAUUGUCUGGACGUGUAGUCAGUGCCAUCUGGUGGCUGUUUUCUGUAUUGCUGCUUGCCUGCUACCUCUGCAACUUAAAGUCUGCGUUGAACUCCAACAGCAAACACAUCUCCAUUAAGAGCUUUGCAGACCUGGCUAACCAGGAUGUAAUCAAUUACGGCACAAUUGAAUCUGGAUCUACUAUGCUCUUCUUUAAGAAUUCCAACAAUCCUGUGUACCGGCGUAUCUACCAGCACAUGGAGCGUAAAAAAAGCUAUGUGUCCAAUGCAGAAGAAGGUAUACGCCGCACACAGGAAGGAAACUUUGCAUUUAUUGGUGAAGCAGUGUCCUUGGACUUGGCAGUGGCUCGGUACUGUAAACUGACCCGUUCACCAGAGGUCAUCUCUAUGCGGUCCUACGCCAUAGCAGCACCUCUAGGAUCCCCGCUGGUGAAGAAUCUAACUGUUGCCAUCCUCCAGCUCAGUGAGUCUGGUGAGCUAACAUACCUGCGUGAGAAGUGGUGGGCCAGCAGCUGUGUUGGCACUGGUGGAGCCCACAUCUCCGAGGCCCUGCAACCCUAUGACUUACGGGGCCUGUUCCUCCUCCUGGGACUGGGUCUGGGCAUCGGGCUCCUGCUAGCCCUGCUGGAGCUCUUAUCAAGGGCCCACAACCAAGCUAAGGAUGGCAAGAAAUCCUGCUGCUUGGUGUUGACAUCAGAGCUGAACCGGAGGUUUGGCAGUGGAGGGGAGAGCACAGAGCACGACACCUCAGACAAAAGCAAAGCCUAAAGAAGAAGCACCACGUUGUCAUUCGAUAAGAUAGUGUUAGAGAAGUGAACAAGCUGAGAGCUUUCUGUAUUUCCGUAGUAACAGUCGCAUAUUGUGUUGUAUUUCAGUGGGUUUUAUACUUUGGUGCCCAGUUUGAACAACUACCAGCAGCAGUAUAUUAAGCACCAAACCCACAGGUAUAUUUCAGACUUAAUAUUAUAAUCAGUCUGUCUUGUUAGCUGUUUAGCGUUGUUUUAUUAUCACAUAUUUACAUCUCACAUCUAACACCUGAAGUUCUUCUGUCACAGUUGUAACCUGGUCUUACUAUUUGCUUGUAUAUUCCAAAUAAAUACUCCAAUAUCCUG